AUGAGUAAAGAAGAUAUCUUGAAUAUCAAUAAGAGUCAAUAUAAAUCAUGGAUCAACAAAGUCGAGAACCUGAACGAUGAAAUUUCGGGAUUAUGCAUAAAUUUGGUGGAGAUAAUAGAAGACAAUUUGUUAAAAGAUCAUAAAUUGAUAGCUCAUCUACUUAGCGGAUUGUCAGAUGAGGUGAGAAGUAUUAUCUUGGAUGGUUUAAGGAAGAAAUAUCAGUCAAAUCAUGUCAAGUUGUCAUUCAUAGAGACCUUGGUAGAUUCAAGUAACGUCAUAACGCAGAAUAUUAUCAUUGACACUUUUGAAAAGAUCAUUCAAGGUGAUCAUUCUGAUGAUGAGAAGGUACAAAUGGUUUUGAAUUAUUCACGUAAACUUUGUGAUUUACAGACAGUCAACAAAUCAGCAAUAUCACUCAAUACUGAUUGGUUCAAUGAGUUACUUGAUAUUAUACCCGAACAAUCUUUUGCCGUAUUUUAUUCCACUCUUGUGAAUCUCAAUAUCAAAACCAAGCAUCCUAAAUAUAAGACCAUCAUUGAAAAAUUGUCCAAGGGGAGUAACUCCGAUAAAUUUGUAUUACGUUCAGGAAUAAUGGACCCUACGUGGGGAGAUACUAACAAGGAAAUCAAAGGAUUCACUAAACAAAGAAUACUUCAUUAUUUCAGUUUUGACAAAUUGAUCUCUUUCUACCAGGAAGCGUAUAAGAGAAAUGAUUUGGCCGAUUGUAACUUAUAUCUUGAAUUAUCGGUGAAGAAGUUCGAGAUGGAAUGUGAUAAGUAUGAACUUGAAGGAUCAAAUAAAGAAUACAUUGGUAAACAUUUUGAGGAUAUCAUAAAAUAUUCAAUGAUGCAUUUGAUGAUGUUCAAAAACCCCCAUGAAUGUUUAAGAAUCCUUAAAUAUUUAAACGAUAAUCAAAUCCCUUUGAAAUUCAAGUUCUUGAACACUUUAAUCAAAAGUUUAAGGCAACGAGGAUACUAUAAAGAAGCUAUAUUGGUUAUUAAUAAUAUCAAGUUGGAUAAUUUGGAUGCCGAUAGUAGGAGUAAUAUAGUCAGUGAAAUAUUUCAAAUAACUAAUAAAGUUUAUGGUAACAAAUUUGAAAUAAUUCUUGGUUAUGCCAUCAAAAUGUUUAAAUUGAAGAAUAAUGACAGUAUUGAACCAAUGUUGAGGGAAUUAGGUUUACUUCAAGGAUCAGUUGAUUUGGCCAAUGUUGAUGGAAGAUUAUCAGGACUUUAUCUCACCCAAGACCAUUUAUAUGAAAUUUAUAGAUCGUUCUUCAUCAACAAUAAAGGGUUGAAAUAUUAUAAAGUACUUGAAAUGUUUGAAAAAUAUUUACAUCAUUUACAACACAGUCCUAUGAAAGUGGAUCAAGUCAACGACAAAAUCCUUACAUUAUUUCUUAAUUAUCUCAACAAGACCAAUCCUUAUGAUAAUAAGUUCAUUUUGUUUCAAAAUUCCAAUAACUUCGAAGUCAGUCAAAAGAUAGCCUAUGACUUCCUAGACACUUUCCCUCAAGCAUUUGUUAAACCUUACCUUUUUGAAAUCCUCAUAAAUCAAGCAUUAUCAUAUAAUAAUUUCAAUCUUGCAGCUGAAUUGAUCAAGAGAAGUCGAGCUUUAAAUUUACCUUUCACCUUCUUUCAAAUUUAUCCCUUCAUAAAGUACCACUAUCAACAGGGACAAAUCAGUAAUGCCAAGAUUUGGUAUGAUUUGAUGAUUGACCAUAAAGUUAAAGCAACUAACAUCAAACUGAAUGAAAUUUUCAAGAUAGCCAAAGAGUUGGGAUGGGAUAAUAAUAAUUAUAAGAACCAACAAGUAUAUAAGACAAGAGCUAAAAAGCGUAUGAAGGAAAACUUCAAAAAUGAUGGACUCAAAUUUAUAAAAGCCAGUAAGAUCCCUGGAUCAUCAUUUGAAGAGAAAUUAUCUCAUUUAUUAAAGCAUAUAGAGUAA
Molecule: messenger RNA, 1944 nt
Organism: Yamadazyma jaroonii
Lineage: Eukaryota; Fungi; Ascomycota; Pichiomycetes; Serinales; Debaryomycetaceae
Source: the annotation of a GenBank genome assembly